This is a messenger RNA of Caenorhabditis angaria, 1694 nucleotides long. The record is from the annotation of a GenBank genome assembly. NCBI's taxonomy places the organism in Eukaryota, Metazoa, Nematoda, Chromadorea, Rhabditida, Rhabditidae.
AUGGUUUUCGAGCCGGUUACUCAUGUGAUAUUUGAUUUUGAUGGGUUAUUAGUUGAUACGGAGCCUGCGUAUACAAUUGCGAAUUCAGAGAUUUUGAAGGAAUUUGGAAAGGAAUUCACUAUGGAUUUGAAAAGAAGUAAGUCGAAAUCAGGUCUGAUCGGAAUAGGAUAGAUUCUUGGAGCCAUUCCGAUCAGGUCUGCCCGAAUUUGGACAACACCUGCAUUUUUGAUUUUUCUAGGACAAAUGGGUAAAAAACACGAUGAAGCAAUUCGCUGGCUGAUAAAUGAAAUGGAAAUCGGACAUUUGAUCACCGAACAAGAAUAUUCACAAAAAUAUGAUCGAAUUUUGAAUGAACUUUUCUUAAAAAGUGAAGCAUUGCCUGGAGCUGAAAAACUUGUGCGAUAUUUGAUUGAGAAAGGUUCGUACACUUCAAAAAUUUAUGAUCUUUGACACGAAACAGUGUUUUUUUCCAGAUAUUCCGGUUGCAUUAUGCACUGGUUCUUGUAGUCGAACAUUUCCACCAAAGGCGAAAAAUCAUGCAGAUUGGUUGGAUCUUAUUAAAUUGCAAGUUUUGUCGGGCGAUGAUCCGGAAGUGAAAUUUGGAAAACCACAUCCUGAUCCAUUUUUGGUUACUAUGAAAAGGUUGGUUUUUUUGUUAAAAAAUAGAGAAAAAUCCUAGGAAUCACAAAAAACAACAAUGUUUUCUAGUCCAUGGAAGAGAAAUCCAAAUCUCGUUUAAUCUUGUUUUGCACCAAAAAACAACACACUGAGACCUGCACAGAAGCUAAUAUAUUGUUUCCGUGCAAUUUUGAGUCACGGUGUAUGCGACUUUUUCAAUUAUCGUUUUAUUUUGCGCGGGAAGAAUAAUACAGAUAAACACGUUCACAUUAAACACUUCAAGAGAUUUAUUCAAGUUUUCUUUUCUCCUGCCGGUUUCUCUUUCUUUUCUUCUUCCGCCUCGGAAUCUGUUUCAUAUUGAUAUCCCCUUCGGAGGCCCUGUUCACGAGCUUGUUUCUGCAAAAAAUCAUUCCUCAUUUUCCUGAUCAAAAAUAAUUCUAACUCACGAUCCUCUUUUUCCUCUCCCCAGAAACGUCUUCGCGCGGGAAGAGGGGCUUCUUUUUGCCCCUCUUCUUUGGCGCCUUCUUUGCGGCUCUUCUAGCCACUUUUUUCGGCUCAGCUUCAUUCACCAUUUUUUAUACAAAUUUAGAAAUAUCUAAUCACACCAAGCAAGUCUAUUUAUACAAAACAUUUACACGUCAUUUAGGUUAUUUGUGGAAGAUAAGAUCUAACGUGUAAAAAAUAUUAUGUUCAUUUUUUUUGAAAAAAUAAAACGCGAGAAUUAUUGUAAUUGAAAUGGCUUGGAAAUGGAGCACUUCUCAAAAUUUAUGUAUGAAACUCAGAACUUCACAAAAAUCUGCAUAAUCUUCAGAUUCUCAUCCCAACCCGCCUCGCCAAAAAAUGUCCUAGUUUUCGAAGAUUCGUAUAAUGGUGUAUUAUCUGCACUUGCAGCCGGAAUGCAAUGUGUCAUGGUCCCAGAUCGAUCGAUUUUUGACCCGAAUUCGGAUUUGGAAUUCAAGUAAGUCAUUUUUAUCUUGAUAACGGGAAAAAAACUUUAUAAUAUUUUCAGAAACCGCGUCACUCAAAUCCUCGACAAUUUAGAACAAUUUGAUCCAAGUUUUAUUCAAAAGCCAUGA